This is a messenger RNA of Ahaetulla prasina, 1431 nucleotides long. RefSeq names its product rano class II histocompatibility antigen, A beta chain-like. Gene Ontology annotation, molecular function: MHC class II protein complex binding. Gene Ontology annotation, cellular component: MHC class II protein complex. The coding region runs from base 677 to 1078 and encodes 133 amino acids. The transcript has 4 exons. NCBI's taxonomy places the organism in Eukaryota, Metazoa, Chordata, Lepidosauria, Squamata, Colubridae. Gene Ontology annotation, biological process: positive regulation of T cell activation; antigen processing and presentation of exogenous peptide antigen via MHC class II; peptide antigen assembly with MHC class II protein complex. The record is from RefSeq and is a predicted model, not a curated record.
UCCAACCCCCCACCCAAGCACUACACCAUUUCUGACAAAUGGCAGUUGGAGCAUUGGCUGAAGGAGGAGAUCAAGAGGGAUUCUCUCCAAGGUUCUGCUGUGAUCCUGGGAUCUGCCUGAUCUCCUCAGCCUCCACCUGCCCCCACCUUCCCUUUCCCAAAGAUCCCCUCUGGAUCCAUUCCACCAGUGGGGAAAUCUGAACUGGUUUGCUGCUGGUUCGCUGGCUGCGCAUGUCCGCUGUGCACCAAGCACGCACUACGCACACAUGAACAGUGUGCACAAAACAUGUCCUCUGUGUACAUGCGCAGUGCACACCAAAAGGAGGUUUGGGAAGGUAAGUAAAAGAGCGAGGGGGGGAAUCAGCUAUACUGCGUGAUUGAGCUUCGCUAGAAAACAGGAUUUCCUGCUUUCUAGCAAAGCUAAACCCUGCGGCACAGCUGAUCGUCAGAAACACUGCUUCAAAUUGGUAGCUUCUUAGUUUUUAUCGCCCAAACCGGAAUGAACCGGUAGCGUUUCACCCCUGACUUAAAAGAUAUAAUAUUUUCAGGAGUAAAAGCGGAUGUUGGCCUGAACUAACCAACUUGGCCUUCUGUUCUGGGCCCUCCUGUGUCUCUCCUGUGCCUCCUUCUCCUCCUUCCCUCCAGCCAAGCCCACCGUCACCAUCUCCCCCACCAAGAUGGACCCCACUUCCCCCAACACCAUCCUCCUCUGCACUGCGACGGGCUUUUACCCCGUGGAGAUCGAGAUCCAGUGGCUGAAGAACGGGCAGCCGGAGAAGGAGGGUGUGGCCUUUACAGAGGAGCUCCAGAAUGGAGACUGGACCUACCAGCUCCAGGUGAUGCUGGAGACCCAGACCCAGCGGGGGGAUGUCUACACUUGCAAGGUGGAGCACGCCAGCCUGGAGGCCCCCAUAACCGUCCAGUGGGAGCCCCGUUCCUCCAGCUCUGCCCGGAGCAAACUCUGGACGGGGAUCAUGGGGGCCGUGAUAGGAGUGGCGUUCCUGGCUGUGGGGCUCUUCUCCUAUCUGAAGAGCAAGAAAGCAAUUCCCAUCCAACCACCUGCAGCACUCAUGAAUUAAUUCUGCUCUCUGAUGCAAAAGGAUGUUUUUUCUUUAGUAGCUGUUGACCCUUUGUCCUGUUUGCAACCUCUGAGAAAUGGAGGCUGAAGGUGGCAAGUUGGGGGGAGGAGGAGAAUUGCACUUGGCCCUUCUCCUGCUGAGACCCCCUUUCCCCCAAACUUCCUAUGGGGCACCCAUUUCUUGGGAAGGGAGGGUUGGAGACCAUCUAGACUGUCCCCAGGGAUGCUGAGGUGACCUGUAACUCUAGUCCCCUCAUCUCUCCUGGCUUUGAACCCACAGCAGCUUCAUCUCCAUCACUCUUCCUCCAAAUCACUUCCCUUCGCUUUGCUAUAAAAGAAUAAACUUCUGAUGUA